AUGGAGGCAGAAUCGUUGGACGCAAGCCGCAGCUAUAAAGCGGAAGUUGGCGAUCUGAUCCCGGACACAGACUUGUAUGAUGCGGACGUCUACGAUGUCCCAGUCGCUGGGCUUCUCUCCGAAAAGAGCGGUGAGGGGACCGGCCUGCGCGGGCCCGGGGUUCCGCAGCUCCGCCUCAGGAGCCGGCGAGGCCAGGCCCGGUCCCUGCGCGCCCGCCACCUGUGGCUGACCCUGCGCGCACAGCUCCGCGAAGCGGUGGAAAAGGAGAAGAAGGAGGAGAUGCAGGUCGCUCGCCUGGCGCACGGGCUGGAGCCGCUGCGCCACCUGGAGGUGGCGGCCGGGCUGUGCUCCGUGGCUCAGGACAAGGCGGCCCGGCGCUUCGUGGUGCUGGACCGCGCCGGCUGGCUGCACCUGCACACCAGGGACGGCUGGGCGCAGGGGAAGCUGCAGGCCCCCGUGCCGCUGGCGGGGCUGGUGGCAGUGCCCCCCCCUCUGGGCGCAGUGGGCCGCUUCAUAGGCUGGGGGCCGGCUGCGCUGGCCAUCCUGAGGCCGGACCUCAGCCUGCUGUGGCUGAGCCACUCACACGUGGACGGGGUGCUGGGCAGUGAGCCCACCUGCUGCCUGCCAGUGCCCAGUCUUGGGCUGCUGCUGGUGGUUGAGGUGGGCGGCAGCCUGACACUGUGGAAGUUCCGCUCGGGGGGCCGCCGCCUGGUGCCUCACAGGUCGCCCCUGCAGCUGCCGCAGAGCCUGGGCGAGACAUUCAGGCGUCUGGCUCUGGGGCCGCCGGACCUCCACAGCCAGUACUGCUUCGCGGCCUAUGGCUCCACGGUGCUCACCUUUGAUCUGGACGCCUGGGCUCUGGUCAAUGUGUGCCAGAAUCUGCACAAAACAACCAUCUUGGACCUGGUUUACUGCAAGGAGAUACGGGCUGUGGUGACUGCCUCCCGGGACAGCACAGUGAAGGUGUGGGAGGCGGACUGGCAGAUCCGGAUGGUGUUCGUGGGUCACACAGGCCCAGUCACGGCUAUGGCCCUGCUGCCAAACACCAGCCUGCUGCUGUCAGCCUCGCAGGACAGGACGCUGCGGACGUGGAACCUGCAGACUGCAGAGCAGGUGGGCGAGGUGGCGCUGGACCACUGGGGCCGGGAGGAGCACGCAGAGCCGGCCGACUGCCUGCUGCCGCCCGCGGGUCCUGGCUGGCCGGUGCUCUCACUGUGCCCCACCGGCGUGGACCUGUGGAUCCUCCGCGACCUCUACUCGCCCUUGGCGCAGUUGCCUGCACCGGUGCUCCACCUGCAGGUGGCGCCCACGCUGCCCGCCCCGGCUCAGCCGCCCCUGCCAAUGCGCUUGGUGUGUGCCUGCGCCGACGGGUCGGUGUGCCUGGUGUCGGUGGUGACUGGGAAGAUGGUGAGCGCCCUGCCGCUGGGGCCCAAGGACUGCGCGGCCGCUGUGGCCUACUGCCUGCCGCGGGAGGCGCUGUGGCUGCUGACGCAUGAGGGGCACCUGAUCCGCGCCAACGCGGCCCGCAGCCCCAUGGAGGUGCUGCACCGGCACCACCCGCCGCCGCUGCCCGCGCCACAGCCCUGCGCCCUGCACCUCUACAGCCACCUCCUGGAUGCGACCGGCGCCGCCACCUGCUGGGAGACCGUGCGCCAGCACCGGGGGGACAUGAGCUGUGGGGCCGUCACCUGGGCCUGGAAGAACAAGAACAGGUACCUCCCAGUGCUGGGGCACACGGACGGCACGCUGUCGGUGCUCCACCUGCGCACCUCCAAGACUGUCUUCCGCACGGAGGCGCACAGCCCGGGCCCGGUCACCACCAUUGCAUCCACCUGGAACAGCAUUGUGUCUUCAGGCGGAGAUCUGACGGUGAAGAUGUGGCGCGUGUUCCCCUACGCCGAGGAGAGCCUGAGCCUGCUGCGCAUCUUCUCCUGCUGCCACCCGGCUGUGGCGCUCUGCGCGCUGGGCAAACGCAUCACCGUGGGCUUCGAGGAUCCCGAGAGCGCCACCUAUGGUCUGGUGCAGUAUGGCCUGUCCGACAGCCCACGCUGCGACCACCAGCCCCAGGACGACCCUCAGGACCACAUCACUGGCCUGUGCUGCUGUCCCGCGCUCAAGCUGUAUGCCUGCUCCAGCCUGGACCGCACCAUUCGCAUCUGGACUGGGGAGAACCAACUGCUACGGCUCCUGCAGCUGGAUAGUGCCCCUCAGGCUCUGGCCUUCUGCAGCGAUGGUGGCGACCUGGUGCUGGCGCUGGGCUCCCGCCUCUGCCUGGUGUCCCACAGCCUCUACCUACCCACAUCCUAUCUGGUUAAGAAGCUGUGCCAGAUGUCCCCGAGUGUGGUAGACGACCCUCCGCUGCCGCUGACCAGCCAGGAAUCGCUGACAGAUGCCCAGCUGCAGACGCUCUCUGACCUGCAGGAGAAAGCCAGCCUCAGUGCGGCCCUGUCCUUCAUCCAUCUCCAGACACCAACGCUUGAGCAGCCAGUGUUGAAGGAGGAUUUAGAGGCCCUGCUGGCCCGGGACAAGGACCUGCAGCAGUUACAGCAGGGGCUACUGGCCUCUGCAGCCCAGCCUCCUCUCUCCUUGAAGCAACAGCAAGAAGCUUUUAACAAUUACCUGUGUCUGAUCUACGGCCGUGGCCUGGCGGGCAUGCUGUCCAGAAAGGAAGACCAUCAAAAGGACACCUUAGACACCACUAUGGCCAGAGAGCUGGAGGACAAGUACACCACAGCCAGAGCCGCCUCCUGUGUCAAGCAGUCUGCAGUCAGCAGCGAAUCCCAGACAUUGCCCACACCCCCAGUCCCUCAGGCCUUAGGAGCCCUGGACCAGCGCUCUGCGCACCCUCCUCCAGUUUCCUUGCCCAUUCCACCCAUCCGGCAGAGGGUGCACAGCAAAGCCUCCGAGCUCCUGGCCAGAUCCUCCCUGAGCUGUGUCCUGGGUCUUAGUCUGGACCUGCAGCUGAAGUCAGACAAGCUCCAAGGGAAGAUGACCACGAUGGUGGGUGUGCCGCCGUCCCCGCAGCACAAGGCCCCACGGUUGCCACAUAAACGGCACAAGGAAUCACUCUCAAAGUUCAAAGGCUUCUUUCCCGCCACCACAGAACCCUACAAGCGCCACCCGCGGCCCAUCAGCUUCCCUGGCUACGUGCCCAACUCGGUGGUGCUGCAGCGGAUGUGGCUGUCUGAAGAGGUGGCCAUGGCCCACCUUGUCUCGAAUAGACUUAAGUCCAGCCUGUACUCCCAGUGGCUGCGGCACCACCGGCGCUCCGAGAACAGGUGGCGGCGGAGGCUGGCCCGCUGGCUGUUUAGCAUCCUCACAGGGAAUGAGGAAGAAGAGGAGGAAGAGUUCAGGGACUGGGAGGAAGACCAAGACAAGCUGAAGUUUGACUGGUCUUCACCUUCUCUGGACCAGAAGCAACGUACUUUCGGGAAACCCAAGACUUCCCCGGACUUAAGCCUGAGGCCCCGGAGCUUCACAAAGGAGCCCAAGAUGUCACUGCCCCACCGCCACUCCCAGCACCACCACGAGUACUCGCCCUGGGAACAACGCUAUGGGCAUCUACCAAAGUUCCUACAGUUUCUCGUUGUGCAGAACUGGUUCAAAAAGCUGUUUCCCAACUUCACUCUGGAGGCCUACCCAGAGAUGGGCACCGUGGAGGGCCUGGCCUCCGUGUUAGUGAACCUCCUGCUGGAGGCCACCUGGGCAGACCGUGUGAAGAUCCUACUUUCCCUGGCGAGACUGCUGCCUGACGUGACUGGUAAAUUCCGUGAAUGGCUGCGGAAGGUCCUCCUGCACCUGCUCAACCUGGACCCACCCCCCAGCUUCGAGGACCAGAUGCAGAAGCAGUUUGUGGUGCUGGCGCUGCAGCUGCUCCUGGCCUGCUCAGAGGACUGCAGAGACGUGGUUGUGGAGCUCAUGUCCUACCUCCUCUGGUCUCCGGCCCGCUACCUGCCGGAGGUGAAGGAGCUGCUGCACAGGCUGGGCCUCCAGGACCCACGGGACUUACUGUACGCAGAAAUGCUGACCUGGGUCCGGAACCAAGACAUCCGCUCCAAGGCUGUGGUGCGAGCGUACUGCUGUCAGAAGCUUGAUGACAUCACCCAGCAGCUGGAGGAGUUCGUGCCAUCCAGCGCGCAGGAGGCGGGCAUCUUGAGGGUGGUCCCACAGGUCUCCGGGCAACUCUCUCCGGCUGAGCAGGAGAUGCCAGACCCAGAGCAGGAGUUCUGGCGCAUGCUGCUGCAGUUUCGUGCUGGACCAACCAGGAAAGAGCUUUCUGAGGUUCUGCAGGCCUUCUGCUCGGUGCCCAUGCCUGACGCCUCCGUCCUCCUUGAGCUUCCUAGUGUCCUCCUGCCACUCGAGAAGACCCUGUGGGCCUGCACGCGGAAGCUGAGCAUGGGCCCCAUCAAUGUGCUCAAUUUGUUCUGCCAGCAGCAGUGGAUGCAGCUGCAGAGCACCACGCAGGAGGCUGAGCUCCAGCCUCCAUUUCCAGCCUCACCUGCAGACCAGCUGGUACCCAAUACUGUGGUGCGACCGCCCCGGGCACGCUGGUUCCACCCUAUCCUCCGGCUGCAGGAGACCAGCGCUCAGAGCUUGGGCAUGAGACUGCGGGGCUCCUUCUGCCCCCACCACACCCGCAAGCUGGACGGCUCGAUCCGGGUGCUGAAGCUGCCCCUACCUCGGAUAGACCUGCAGCCCUUCCCCCCGGGCUGGCCCAACCCACCCCGGGCGCUGCCCCCCCUGCUCCUGCAGUCCACCCUGCAGCGGUACUUUCUGCCUGAGGAUGCCGACCCUGACAGCUACCAAUGACAUGGCAGCGACCUCUGGUUCCCCCCCC
This is a messenger RNA of Dipodomys spectabilis (banner-tailed kangaroo rat), 4837 nucleotides long. RefSeq names its product WD repeat domain 97 (gene Wdr97). The record is from RefSeq and is a predicted model, not a curated record. The transcript has 24 exons. Bases 1 to 4809 code for a protein of 1602 amino acids. Gene Ontology annotation, molecular function: protein binding. Lineage: Eukaryota; Metazoa; Chordata; Mammalia; Rodentia; Heteromyidae.